Aspergillus ibericus CBS 121593 is the source of this 836-nucleotide messenger RNA. RefSeq lists its product as uncharacterized. NCBI's taxonomy places the organism in Eukaryota, Fungi, Ascomycota, Eurotiomycetes, Eurotiales, Aspergillaceae. The record is from RefSeq and is a predicted model, not a curated record. The transcript has a single exon. Bases 156 to 725 code for a protein of 189 amino acids.
CUUUGAUAGACCACUAUAUACAAGACACGUCCGAAAGCUCACAAAUAUUCUCAAGACUUAUAAGCUUGUUGACCUCUCCUGUAUCAUAUCCACAUUAGUCAUGGUCACAUCGACACGAGAAAGGAUUAACAUAGACGAUCUUCUCGACCCCGCCCAUGCCAACGAUGGAGAGAAGUUCUGCGACGAUCGAAGGUCAGAUGCUUGCAGUGAAUGCUUUGCUACUUCUCACUGAGAUAGAGUAUAGACCUUCGCGUCGCUUUUCUGGCAAGGCCAAAAAAGAUACAAUCACACACAAGAUUCAACCUGGGUCGAGAGGGGAGAGAAUGCUGCCUCGCAAGAUUUAUGUUUGUCCCAUGGUAGGAUGCUCCAAAAUCUUUCCAACUUAUGCCAAGAAAAUGAAUCAUUUUCGCCGGAGGCACCUUCCCAGUGCGACCGAGGACCGUCCUAAGGCACAGUUUUACAAUCCACCAAGCCUCGAAAGUCACCAAGCAGCGACCAAAGGCUGCCAGAAUAGCCACAGCUGGAAUCGUGUUCGCGUGAGUUACCCAAGGCUACUGUCAGUACCACUACCGUCCAAUCCUAUUGACAACUAUUCGUGGUCUGCAGAGGACAGUGGUCAGCAUAUAUUGGAGCCUCAUGAUUCAAAGCGCCAACCGGAAAAAAAAGGGAUAAGUGCAGCAUAUCCCAAGAGAUUGAGGAUAUCUUGCCUUCUGGAUCCCGCUUAGCUGUCAGCAGCGCUGGAAGGAGAAGCAAUAAACAGUGAUCACUGAAUUUGGCUUCACUGGGGGUGGAAUCAACGCCGCAGGCUCUUGGGAGCGAAGGAAGAAGAGCUGGAC